UAUAGAUGCAAAAAAUCCAAUUACUUUUUAAUGUUGGAAUUCUCCUAGUCCUGGCAAAGCCAGCAGGUACAUGUCAUUAAAUUUAAGUGCCAUUUAUUAAUUUUCCUUUUUGUUUUCUUUGAUUUUAGGCUUUUUAACCUCUUUGGCUGAACUUACAUUUACUGAUUUACGCAAUUAUCUUUUACAGCUGGAGAAGACACAGAAGUGGGUGACGUGGGUCUAUAUACUGCAGGUGUUAAACGAGGAGGAAAUAUCAAGCUCUCCUGUGAUGUAGAGAGUAACAAGACGUUAAAAGCAUUACGUUGGACAGGCCAAGACAAGGCAAGUUCACCGAGGAAAACCAUUGCUGAACUAACUUUCAAAGCGGAUGCAACCUAUCGGUUUCUACCGUAUCAAGAGCAAUACAACCUGAACAAUGACAGUUAUACUCUGAUGGUGUCAAACAUGAACUCAUCUAUGGAGGGAUAUUAUACAUGCUAUGCAAACAAUAUAGUCAGGAAUGAAUACCACAUUUAUAUGACAGGUAAUUGACAUAUGAAACAUUGAAACCAUGCUUUUGUAAAGAGUUGCUGAAACUAUUUCAUGUACAGUAUAUUUCCUCCAAUAAAUAAGCCAGACAUACUGGUAACUAACCACAUCACUUUUUGACAACAAUUGUAGAUUCCUGCACCGUUAACAACUGCAAAAAAUCAGUGAAGAAAGGGAAAUUGUUCUUAGAACUUUCCACCCCAUCUGACAACUUGCCCAAGUAUUUUGGAAGUCUGAAAGUGACCGGAGAAUGCAAUGGAACGACAAAAGAGAUCUGUCAUAUAGAUUUAGUAAAUUCCAGCAACACAAAUUGUGAAUUUAUGGGUGGACAGUCAUCUCGGUACUGGAUAAUUGUAACAAAUGGUGAAAAGUAUCAACCCUGUAAUGUCUAUCUCACUCUGAUAAAAUCAUCUGCUUGUUUUACCAGUGAAGUCUGGAAUUUUACAGUUAAAGCAGAAGAUGAAGGUUGGUACAAUUUGAGUAGAGAUAAAAAAUAAAAUCAAAACAGAACCAAAUAUUGUUUCCAUUCACAAGUUUGACACAAGAUACACUCUCCAUCCCACCUGCCUUUACUUACAAAAUAUGUUUCCAUGCAUGAAUAUGUGAUUUCUUAGCUGUGUUUAUCCCAGUCAAUAGGUCUAUAUAAAUAGCUAUGAUCUAACAGUCUAACUGAAUACUAACAACUGGCCUCUAUGGGACUUGUAGGUCAAAUCUCUACUAAAGAACAACCAUCAUCCACCAAUAUACCAGAACCACCCACUUCUGCACAGGGUAGGUAUAUAUAAAAAAAUUAGCACAAUUGUAAUCAUGAUGAUGAUGAUGUUUUCUCAAAUCAGAUGACAUAGUCAUGACACAUAUCCUUAAAUUCAUUUUAGUUCCUUUCAUUUUAGUUUCAUUAUGCUAUUCAGUAUAUUUAAUCCACUUUGACUAUGGUUGUAUCAGACUUAGUUAUAUAUUUUGUUUUAUCAUUUCCACUAGACGAUGACACUGCAGCCACAUCCAAACCAAAAUCUGUCGCUGUUCUAAGUGGUAGUUCAUUACUGAUGUUCCAGAUCAUGCUUCUUUGGGCAUGGUUUUCAAAUUUAUAAAGUUUUAUAGUUAUAAACCAACUUUGUAUAUUGUAUUAAGUUAACAUUGAUAGUUUAAUACACGACACAGCUGUAGCUAAUGCAGUUUAUUAGCACAGUUUAUCAUUAAAAUGAAAAUAUUUAUGAGCAAAUAUUAUCACUUUAAAUUUCAUUGACAUAUAGUGACAUAUUUCAAAUUGGUAAAAUUUCACGUAUGGAAGGUAAGUGCUCAAAAUGCACAGAGAUGAAUAUUACUAAAAGAGUACAUACCAAUAACUUUAAGGUCUAACCAAUUGUCAACUACACUCAACCAUAGGCAUUAAGACCAUAACUAAAAUGGAUAACAGUCAAAGUUUUGCAUUGAAAUUACAGGUUUAAUUUCGGCUGGAGUUUGGCAGUACUGUCAGUAGUGAUAUACAUACAUGCUGUGGUUAUUUCUGUUUGGUGGAAAGAAGUUGAAUGUUUAUUUAUUUUUCAUAUUUAUGUACAUAUUUAAACUUACUGUGGGCAUGCUUUCCCAUGCUGCUUAUGGCUAUGUUGUCAAGUUAAGUAUAAAAUAAUAUAUGUUUUGACUAAGAUGUAAUAUUUUAAGCAAAUACAUACCAUAUAAGCAGUUAUUUGAACUGAUAUUGUUAAAUAUUGCACAUGCAUGUGUGUGUGUUUUGUACAUAUACAAGUUUGUAAUAAAAUUUUGAC
Molecule: messenger RNA, 2291 nt
Organism: Paramuricea clavata
Lineage: Eukaryota; Metazoa; Cnidaria; Anthozoa; Malacalcyonacea; Plexauridae
Source: the annotation of a GenBank genome assembly